AUGGUCCCCAGCCGCAAGAAUCAUGGGGCCGGUAGAGGCUCGAUACUAUCACCUGAGCCUGAUUUUGGUUUUGACUUUACUGACUUUGCUGGUACAUCUUGUUUUGCGACUCUGAGUCCUCGUCUAUAUAAUUGGCCAGUGCCUCCCAUUUUUGAUGAUUACCUACCACUAAUCAAGCAACCUAGUUGGAAAUUCCGGGCAAAUCUUAGUUCAGAGCAUCUUGAGUAUCUCGAGUACUAUUCCAACUGCUACUGCAGCUCCAUAUCCAUUGGUCUUCUGACCUCGAACUACUUCAUAAAGACGUUUUUGCAAUUGGCGUCCAGUAACGAAGCUAUCAUGUACUCUCUAGUGUCGUGGGGAUGUCUUAUGAAACAAUCAAGAGAAGAAGCAAAACCGUACCUCAACAAAGCCGCUAAAAUGAUGAUUAAAUACGUCGGGAGCCCUAAGGAACGAGGUAAAGAUGAAGUGUUUGCUUUGAUGGCCUUUUACUUGAUAGCUAUCGGGUGGGAGGUUUGCUCAGGCGAUACCAAGAAUUGGUAUGAUCUAAUGAUACAGCUAAAGGACUUGUUUGAUGAUCAUGGGGGCUUCAGUGCUUUACUUCAUACUUACAUGCAAAACAAUGACAUCCAAUGGCUCAUAUCAGACUAUCAGUUUCAUGAUAUCCUUUCCUCAAAAGCAUUGCAAAAUGGCACUCUCUUUCCCAUGGAUGAAUACCGAAGUGCCCUCAAAGAGAACUAUAGCUAUGGUAUUGAUCCUCUCCAAGGAUGUCUUCGUCCUCUCUACUUCAUAUUAGGGGACAUAAUUAACGAUCAGGUAGCACUCAGAAGAGAAUGGGCUGAGAUCGAGCAAUUAGUACAAUCGGCAGCUAGCUCCUCUGAAAGCAUGGAACAUGCCAUUAAUAGGCGGCUUGACUUUUACAAUAAUUGCCAAGCACUCAGUGAAAUGUACGAGACCCGGGUGCACAAUUUCACACUCGCAGAAAGCUGUACAGCUUCACUUAUAACUGACAGUGAUGAUGUCGAGAUGCACAUGAUGCUUUUCGAGCUUUAUUUGAAUGUUUGCUUGAUCUAUAUUGGCAAUUACAUCUCAAAGCUUCCAACAAACUCCGUCAAACAACAAACAUUAUUGCUCAAAUGCCUAAAGCACAUCGACUUUUUGCUUGAAACAAGAAUGAAAGUGUCAUUAACAUUCCUGUUGCUAAUGGUAGGAAUCCUUUGUGUGACACCAGCAGAUAGGCAUGCUAUGGCUCAGAGAUUCAAGAUGCUCAGACAGAAUUAUGCUGUGGGAAAUGUGUCCAAAAUUAUAGAGAUUGUACACGAGUCCUGGGAACUCAAUCCUGAUGGCUUGCUGCCCGUUGAUUGGGCAGACAUAGCUUGCAGCAGAGGAUGGGAUUUAUACGUGGGCUGA
Meyerozyma guilliermondii ATCC 6260 is the source of this 1407-nucleotide messenger RNA. Its product is annotated as fungal specific transcription factor domain-containing protein. Gene Ontology annotation, biological process: positive regulation of transcription by RNA polymerase II. Gene Ontology annotation, molecular function: transcription cis-regulatory region binding; DNA-binding transcription factor activity. The coding region runs from base 1 to 1407 and encodes 468 amino acids. Lineage: Eukaryota; Fungi; Ascomycota; Pichiomycetes; Serinales; Debaryomycetaceae. The transcript has a single exon. The record is from RefSeq and is a predicted model, not a curated record. Gene Ontology annotation, cellular component: nucleus.